Messenger RNA from Lutra lutra (Eurasian river otter), 5706 nucleotides. It is a transcript of the gene GALNT5, whose product is annotated as polypeptide N-acetylgalactosaminyltransferase 5. The transcript has 10 exons. The record is from RefSeq and is a predicted model, not a curated record. Bases 379 to 3198 code for a protein of 939 amino acids. Gene Ontology annotation, cellular component: Golgi apparatus. NCBI's taxonomy places the organism in Eukaryota, Metazoa, Chordata, Mammalia, Carnivora, Mustelidae.
GUGGCAGCCCCAGCCCGGCCCCCACCUUUUCUUGGGCUCAUAGGACGGUGGACGUGGGCUCGGGGAGACAAGUGAUAUGUUGAACUGUCUGGUGGCUGGAAUUGACUGCUCCCAGAGUGACCUAAGGACAGUGUUCAGCACGGUUUAGCCAGGGGCCAGCUGAGCAGGCACAGAUGCUCCGCUGGGAAAUGCCACGCAGGCAGAGACUGACAAGCAGUAGGAGCUGAGCUUUCCCCUCUUGGACUGCUGUUUCCUGCUGUGUUCAGGGGAGGGGGCAUUUCUGGCAACUCUGCUGCCGCUGCUGCUACUUCAGCUCUCUCUCCGCUCAAGGUAAGCAGGCUCCAAGGGAGGGUAGGCAGCAAGCAAAGCCUCUGCACCAUGAACAAGAUUCGAAAGUUUUUCCGAGGAAGUGGGCGAGUCCUGGCAUUUAUAUUUGUCGCUUCUGUCAUCUGGCUGCUCUUUGACAUGGCAGCUCUCCGCCUGUCAUUCAGUGAGAUCAACACUCGGGUCCUCAAGGAAGACAUCGUCAGGAGGGAGCGGGUAGGAUUCCGAGUUCAGCCAGACCAAAUGAAGAUCCUUUACAGCAGCAUAAAAGAGAUGAAGCCCCCACUGAGGGGACACGGGAGGGGCAUAUGGGGUAAAGAGAACUUUAGAAAAACUGAGAAGAGUAUGGUCAAGGUUGAGGAUGACUUGGACCAAACCCAGAAGGAAAGAAAAAUGUACAACGCCCCAGGAAGGGGCAAGGUUGCCCCUUUGUGGCAUCCUGAGUACCUACAGACCCUUCCAGUGACUUUUACCAAGCAGAACACAGAGAGGCAGGACCUCAGACCUGAAGCCUACUCUCACCGCUUGGCAAAGCAAAUGAGAACUCAGGGGGCUCAGAAAACCCCAUUCAUAGCUGCAAGAGAAACUCAUUUGGCCAAAAUAUCUGUACACGCGGGACCUGUCGGUGUAAACCAGGAAGCCCGGAAGAGUCAUGGUCUCGGCAGUGACACAUCAAAACAAGCAGCCGAAAGAAAUCCAAAUGUGACCAUCAGACCUAAUACUGACGGAUCAAAGCAGCAAUCACAGGCAGUAGCAAAUGAGAGGACACACCCUGCCGGCCCACUGUUGCCAAAAUCUAGGGAAGCCAUAGCCUUAAAUAAAACUGAGACUCAGAGCAGAGAACUAGAUUCAAAUAAACACGGAGCCAAUAAGAGCCUUCCCUUUUCCAAGUUUAUUGCCAACUCAAAUCGCUCAAAGAAGCAAUCUAUUAACGAAGUACUAUUGGGAGGCUUGCCAAAGGAUGAUGGAGCCAAAGUGGCUGGUGGGAAGAAAUUCAGUUUCUCUGAAAGCCACGUUGUGAUUAUAACCAAGGAGGAGGAGCUCCAGACAGACUCCAAACAGGCCCCCAGUCUUAAAAACAAAACUGUACUCCCUAUUAUUUUGGGUGAAAGCCGAGGGAAACACAUUUCUGGGAAUAGAAGUGAAACAUCUUUCCCCACACUUGCUCCACAGAGAGCAGUGGUAUCUCAGUCUCAUCAAGCCUUAGCUGAAGGGCUAGAGCCAGCAAGAAUCAACUUGACUGCCAAGGCCCAACCUCCAGAACUCAACCAAAGUCACAUAAAAGCCUUGUUACCUGAAGAACAUGGAAUGCACCAUGUGUUAAGAAUUGAUGUGACACUUUCUCCAAGGGACCCCAAAGCUCCAGGCCAAUUUGGACGGCCUGUAGUGGUUCCCCGUGGAAAGGAGAGGGAGGCAGAAAGAAGAUGGAAAGAAGGAAACUUCAAUGUCUACCUCAGCGAUUUGAUCCCAGUGGACAGAGCCAUUGAAGACACAAGACCUGUUGGGUGUGCAGAGCAGCUCGUUCACAAUAACCUCCCGACCACCAGUGUCAUCAUGUGCUUUGUGGAUGAAGUGUGGUCCACUCUCCUGAGGUCUGUUCACAGUGUCCUUAAUCGCUCUCCUCCACAUCUCAUCAAGGAGAUUCUGCUGGUGGAUGACUUCAGCACCAAAGACUACCUAAAAGGUAAUUUGGAUAAAUACAUGUCUCAGUUUCCAAAAGUUCGGAUUCUUCGUCUCAAAGAGAGACAUGGCUUAAUAAGAGCCAGGCUGGCGGGAGCACAGAAUGCAACAGGUGAUGUGUUGACGUUCUUAGAUUCUCACGUGGAAUGUAAUGUUGGUUGGUUGGAACCUCUUCUGGAAAGAGUUUAUUUAAGUAGAAAGAAAGUAGCCUGUCCAGUAAUUGAAGUCAUCAAUGAUAAGGAUAUGAGUUACAUGACAGUAGACAACUUUCAAAGAGGUAUCUUUGUGUGGCCCAUGAACUUUGGUUGGAGAACAAUUCCUCCAGACAUUGUUGUAAAAAACAGAAUUAAAGAAACAGAUAUAAUAAGGUGCCCCGUCAUGGCAGGUGGAUUGUUUUCUAUUGAUAAAAAUUACUUUUUUGAACUUGGAACAUAUGACCCUGGGCUUGAUGUCUGGGGUGGAGAAAAUAUGGAGCUCUCCUUCAAGGUGUGGAUGUGUGGUGGUGAAAUUGAAAUCAUUCCCUGCUCCCGAGUGGGCCACAUAUUCAGAAAUGACAAUCCAUACUCCUUCCCCAAAGACCGGAUGAAGACAGUAGAACGGAACUUGGUGCGGGUUGCUGAGGUCUGGCUCGAUGAAUACAAGGAGCUAUUCUAUGGCCAUGGGGACCACCUCAUAGACCAAGGGUUAGAUGUUGGAAACCUCACCGAGCAACGGGAACUUCGAAAGAAACUAAAAUGCAAAAGUUUCAAAUGGUACUUGGAGAAUGUUUUUCCUGAUUUGAAGGCUCCCAUUGUGAGGGCUAAGGGUGUGCUUAUUAAUGUGGCCUUGGGCAAAUGCAUUUCCAUUGAAAACACCACAGCCACUUUGGAAGACUGUGAUGCGAGCAGCAAGCUUCAACAAUUCAAUUACACCUGGCUAAGACUUAUUAAACAUGGAGAGUGGUGCUUAGCUCCUGUCCCUGAAACUGGGGCCCUGAGGCUGCACCCUUGUGAUAACAGAAACAAAGGGCUAAGAUGGCUGCAUAAAUCAACAUCAGUCUUCCAACCAGAGCUGGUGAAUCACAUUGUUUUUGGGAACUAUCAUCAGUUGUUAUGCUUAGAAGGAAAUGUUUCUCAGAAGACCCUGAAAGUUGCUGCUUGUGACCCAGAGAAGCAAUACCAAAAGUGGAAAUUUGAAAAAUAUUAUGAAGACUAAAGAACAACGAAUAUUUUUUAUCUAGUAAACCCAUUAGACACUGUGAAAAUGACAGUGGACAUAGGGACUGUAUUUAUCCAUGGUAGUUUACAUUUUCAAAAUUAAUGGCAUUUGAAUAGGAGAUUUAAAAACCCGCAAUAUUUGAGAAACAAAAAGUGAGCUCAGGGAAACAACCUAACAUUGAACUGGAGUCUGUCUUCAGCUCCAGGUGGCCUUUUGAAUUGCAUGCUUCCUGCCCCAUGCUGGAUGGACCUCAGCCUGCAAACUUCCCCAUGCAAUCAAACAAUCAAACAGGUAACAGGAAAUACAGGAAAUGAAGCCAAAAGUACUUAAGGAAAUACAAUGAUAUUCAUGAUGACUGAGUUGGAUAAUAACCCGCUCUUUUGGCCCAUAAGUAGGUAUAAUCAAUGAGAACCUAUUCUUUUAUUUGCUUUUUUAAAUUUUUAAUUAAAAAAAAAAGUUACUUGAGUUCCUAUGGCAAAAAGAACUCAGAAACACACAGCUGUCAUCUUGGUGAAGUCCCUCCCAGCGACACGCCUGCGCACCUAACAGUUUGAAUGAGUAUUGGUUAUCAUACUACUCAAUGGUAGGACUUUGAUCUAGAUGACUACAUAAUGGUUUUUGGUUUUUGUUUUUUGUUUCCCAAUCUGAGUCAGUGGGAAAAAACUUUAAGUGAGGAAGUCAAAUGUUUAUUCAGUUCCAGAUAUGGACAUUGUUUCAAUUCAUUUUGUGCUUUUAAAGCUACACUUUUAAGAAACGGUCAUACUAGUAACUUCCAAGACUUAGGUGGACAUUUAAAAAAGAAAAAAGAAAAAAAAAAAAAGCAAGGAGAAAGAGGCUAGGCCAUAAGGCACUGUAGUCACCAAAAAGGCACCAAAAAUACACUAAUUGCACUGUAAUGUAAGACCAAAUAAAAGGAGCUGAAACGAAUAAAGCAGCGACAGAGCACUAACAAUUACUAAAGAUUUAUACAAAAUAAGACUUUAGAUUUAACAGCAUUCACAAGGAUGAAAUAUGCUAAAAGUAAGCUCUAAAAGAUUUCAAAGUAGGAAUAAAAUGAAGUAAACAUAAUGAAAGGGGAAGAGAAUGAGGUAAGAAACCCUCUGGAAGAGAGUUAAGAAAAAAAUUGACGUAGUCUUGCCAGAAAAGAAAAGGAAUCUGGCACCUCUGUGGGGUGGGGCUGGGAGAUAAGGCCAUAGGUGUGGGUCUAAUGAUAACAUUGAUAAAAUCUGAGGAAACAAUAUUUCAUCAAUCCACAUUGAAUUCCUAACCUUACAUAUGCCAGUAUUUAGGCAUACCAAAAGAGAGUCUAGAAAUCCUAACAUCCUUUAUAUUCAUUUUUUGUAAGAAAACUGAUGCCCGGAAAACAUAUUACAUAAGAGUCCCACACCAGUUAGAGAUGAGAAUUCGAAUUUGGAUCCCUAGAGACAGGGCUCAGUUCACUGCCCCAGGCCGCUGGCCUAAACAAAUCUGUUCCACAGCAUUCUUAAGAAAGAGAGACAUAAACGUUUUUGCUGGGGUUGGGUGUCUGGAGGAAAACCGUGCUAUAUGCUUGUUAAUAUAAAAAUGAAGCUUUGUUCAAUUGAGCUGGUGGUUCAACUGGGCAUCUUUAGUUCUGACUUCCUAUUUAAAAUUUAAUUUUAUCUCCCAAUUAAUUGCACAAAAGCAGAGCUAUAGCUAUGACUCAGAAGGGGAAAGAGUUCUGCCUAUUUGCAUCAUAUUUAAGAUGUUUUAUUUAGAUAAUUGACAUUGCAGAUGAGAUAAGAGAAUGACUAGAAAAUGAGAUAAUUCUUUUCAAAACAGAGCCAUAUGGGGGAUAAAACACAAGUCAGUUGCCAAAGGACUAACUGAAUUGCUGACCAAACUGAAUGUGCUGAGUGCCUCAUACAAUUCUUUGUGUAACUGCAAAAAUGUUGAAAGGUUUUUUUGCCCCCUGUCUGAAGACGCUUUUUAUUCAAAAACAGUUUCCACAAAACACAUCAAGUCUGUUCAGAAAAAGACAAAUUAUGGUUCAGAAACACUUACCUCGGGACAUAGCAAUAAAAGAAAUUAAAAUGUUUUCACAAAAAAAAACUUCUACAGUCUGUUGUUCAGAGCGUGCUCUUCCUGACUUCACCUUGACUUAAUACAAAGCUAUAUGGUUGUCAAUAUAGCAAAGGAUUGUUUCCAUACAUGACAUGUUUGUUCUUGGAAAAAAUUUUUAAAAAGAGCUUUUUCCUUGUAUUUGCUCAACUACUCUAAGAUGCAAGGAACUAAUCACUAAUUGGAAAUCUUAUAGACCUAAACGUCAGAGUAUUGACUAAUUGUGAAAUCUCCUACCAACACUAUUUUAAGCAUUACCCUCAAUAUUUUGUUUUCAGAAGACUAAAAUAAAAUCGUAAAUGCUACUAGGCCUCUGGUACUUCUAGUGAGAAACCCCUGAGUGGGACACAUUAGGGUCCUAGUCAACCCUAAAUUCUUUUACUUUUUUUUUUUUUAGAUUUUUUUUUUUUUUAAUUUAUUUGACAC